CGCGCUUUUCCUUGAGCCACCUAGGUUUUAUUUUCUCCACUGCUCACUCCCAUUUUUGCAUAAUCAACACCCAAUUUUUUUCACAUUUGACGAAAAUCUCUGGCAAAUUGCUUCUCUUUCUCUACAAGGAGAAGGAGGUCUCGAGUAUUGCAGUUUAAUUAGAAAAAACAUAUCUGCUUCCCGAGAGAGCCAGCAUGCAGGCUUGUGGUGGAUCUGCAAUCAUGAAUUCCAUUCAGCAACCUGUUGGGAUCAAGACAUCAGUAUUUCCUUCAAACUGGAUGGGUGCCAUUGUAAGCCCGAGUCAUGUUAAAAUGAGUUCGUUCAAGCCUUGUAGAUCAUCCCAACUUGAAGGGAGCUUAGUCACUGGGAAGCCGCCUUCUUCAGCGUCUAUUCCCAUACCUGAAGUUGGAGGAACUGGGAGUAGCUUUGCGGAUUUUGGAUUGAAAGAAGUUGAUCCAGAGGUCCGCAGCAUUAUUGACAAGGAGAAAAAUCGUCAAUUCAGAAGCUUGGAACUUAUUGCUUCAGAGAAUUUCACUUCUCGAGCUGUGAUGGAAGCAGUUGGCUCUUGCCUCACUAACAAGUACUCCGAGGGAUUACCUGGCAAAAGAUAUUAUGGUGGCAAUGAGUUCAUUGACGAACUUGAGAUUCUUUGUCAAGAGAGGGCUCUUGCAGCUUUUAAUUUGGAUGGAAGUAAAUGGGGUGUGAAUGUCCAACCGUUGUCUGGUUCACCUGCUAAUUUUGAGGUCUACACAGCGGUUCUUAACCCACAUGACCGUAUAAUGGGACUGGAUUUACCACACGGUGGGCACUUGUCGCACGGUUUCAUGACUGCUAAGCGACGGGUUUCUGGAACCUCUAUAUAUUUUGAAUCGAUGCCUUACCGAUUGGAUGAGACUACAGGCCUUGUUGACUAUGACAUGCUUGAGAAAACAGCUGCCCUCUUCCGUCCCAAACUUAUCAUUGCAGGCGCCAGUGCUUAUCCUCGUGAUUUUGACUAUCCUCGCAUGAGAAAGAUUGCAGAUGCUGCGGGUGCUUUUCUUAUGAUGGAUAUGGCUCAUAUUAGUGGGCUUGUUUCUGCAUCUGUUGUUGCUAAUCCUUUUGAGUUCUGUGACAUUGUAACCACAACAACACACAAGUCUCUCAGGGGUCCUCGAGGUGGCAUGAUCUUUUUCAAGAAGGAACCUGUUUUGGGAGUUGAUCUGGAAACUGCAAUUAACAAUGCCGUUUUUCCAGGAUUGCAGGGAGGCCCCCAUAAUCACACCAUCGGAGGGCUUGCUGUUUCUCUGAAGCAUGCAAAAUCUCCAGAAUUCAAGGCUUAUCAAAGCAAGGUGGUCUCGAAUUGUAGAGCUCUAGCUUCACGGUUGAUGGAGUUGGGAUACAAACUCGUCUCUGGUGGGAGUGAUAACCAUCUGGUUCUUGUGGAUCUCCGUCCCUUGAGCAUUGAUGGUGCGAGAGUGGAGAAAAUUCUCGACAUGGCAUCUAUAACCCUCAACAAAAACUCUGUACCUGGUGACAAAAGUGCACUAGUGCCCGGUGGCAUACGUAUAGGUUCGCCUGCCAUGACUACCCGAGGCUUCAGUGAAAAAGAGUUUGUUGCGGUUGCAGACUUCAUCCACGAAGGCGUGCAAAUCACCCAGGAAGCAAAGAAAAUUGCUUCAGGCCCCAAGCUCCAAGAUUUCAUGAAAUUUGUGACAUGCCCGAGCUUCCCAUUGGCCGACCGGGUGUCGGAUCUGCAAAGAAGAGUUGAGGCGCUGACAACUCAAUUCCCCAUUCCUGGCUUGUGAGUAAAAUAGCAAGCACUCGAGUAACAAUCCUCACUUUGCCAUUGCUAAAUUAAGUCCUUUUUUGGAUUUUCAUUUGAUCAGACAAUAAAACAACUCCACUUUUUUGUUGUUUGGAAUGUUGUAAUACUUGAUGAUACAUUGUGUUCUUGAUCUUUAUCCAAAAUUUUGUAAUAGCA
Molecule: messenger RNA, 1960 nt
Organism: Salvia hispanica
Lineage: Eukaryota; Viridiplantae; Streptophyta; Magnoliopsida; Lamiales; Lamiaceae
Source: RefSeq, a predicted model, not a curated record